Messenger RNA from Manis pentadactyla (Chinese pangolin), 345 nucleotides. RefSeq names its product TCL1 family AKT coactivator A (gene TCL1A). Gene Ontology annotation, biological process: positive regulation of peptidyl-serine phosphorylation. The coding region runs from base 1 to 345 and encodes 114 amino acids. NCBI's taxonomy places the organism in Eukaryota, Metazoa, Chordata, Mammalia, Pholidota, Manidae. Gene Ontology annotation, molecular function: protein serine/threonine kinase activator activity. The transcript has 3 exons. The record is from RefSeq and is a predicted model, not a curated record.
AUGGGCGAGCUCCCGUUCUCCCGGGCGCACAGCGGCCUGCACCCGGACCACCUGUGGAUCUGGGAAAGGGCCGUGUAUGUGGACGAGAACCAGCGCACCUGGCUGCCCAUAACCAUCGAGACGGAGAGCAGCCUCCAAGUACUCAUGCGGCAGGAGGACGUCCCCUUGGGGGUGGCUGUAUGCCCCAGCCAGCUGGCCCCAUGCCUGCUGCCUGACAUGUGGCAGCUCUACCCUGGCAGAAGAUACAGAGGCUCAGACUCCAGUUUCUGGCGCAUAGUGUACCACAUUGAGUUCAGCGGCACCGAGGACAUGCUACUUGAGCAGCUGCCAGACCCGGACUGUUGA